GCUUGAAUGCAGCAACCCCUUCAGCACAGACCUCAUGGCUCGUAGCUACGAAUUCCUCUACGGAAGGUGGGACGUUGGAUUAAAAAAGCCCCGGCUCAGAUCUGCAGGGCAGUUUCCUGCUCCCCGUCACCCAACGCCGCUGGCAGAAUGCGAGAGCCAUUGGUCUGGGAUGGAGCUGAACAGACAGCUGUCAAAAUACCAUCGGCUUUGCAAACAAUGACAGUGGCUUCUGCAAACACUACGGGCAUUGCAAACUCGCCCCACCAAACCAAACCAUGGACUCAGCAACCAACUACAGGAUUGCAUGUGCACACAGGCCACUCAAAUGGCUAAUCAUCAUGAUCAGAGGACUAUCCAGAGUUCCACAACUCUAGUGUACCAGAAAGUUAUGUGUUCUUGCCUCUGGAGCAAGUCUGAAGGGCGUUCUUUUGGAAAAGUGUGUGUGGACACACUGGAUUCUCCUGAAUAAAAUGUGGCCAUCUCGUCUCACACCAUGCGUUUAUCUUGGAACAGUUCUGCAGGUUCUGGGUGGACUAUAUUCAUUACUGCGCAUAUUGUCAAAGACAAAAGGCGCCCCUGUGUCCAGAAACAAGACUGCUUCCUGGAUAGUGUGACAGGGCACAGGAAUGGGCUUGUGCCUGAACUAGAGAGAGCCAGCUAUUUUCUUCUGAAGAAAUUGCACUCUGGACGCUGGAUUUCACAUGAAGGAUUAUAUGCGAGCGGGGAGAUAUGCUGCUUUUAGCGGAAUGGAUUUUAUUUUGAGACUUUAUCCCAAAUAGACUCUGAACCCCGGGGCCCUUCAGUGAGACUGAACAAACUUUCGGUCUACCCGAAGAGGCCAUUGGAAGAAGGGCGUCACGUGACACAGGGUGCCAAUGUUAUUCUAUAAGGGUGUCAAGACCCUGUCAGUUUGCGAAAUAAAUAUUGGGAAACAACGAGAUGCAAAAAGCGACAUACUACGACAGCUCUGCUAUUUUCGGUGGUUACACAUACCAAGCAGCAAAUGGUUUUAACUAUAAUGCUAGUCAGCAGCAAUAUCCGCCUUCGUCCCAUGUGGAAAGCGACUAUCAUCGACCUGCUUGCUCUCUGCAGUCACCUGCUAGCACUGUCCCCCAUCACAAACCCAACGAUAUCAAUGAGAGUUGCAUGCGAACCAGUGCCAGCCAACCCAGUCACCCUCCAGUUAUCCCAGAGCAACAGCAGAAGCAGCCACCACCUCCACCACCACCUCCACCGUCUGUCUCACCACCCCAAAAUACCAGCAGCAACUCGACCCAGUCCAGCACAAGCAAGAAUCCCACUCUUACCUCACAAACCACCAUUUCUAAGCAAAUAUUCCCCUGGAUGAAAGAGUCGCGCCAAAACGCCAAGCAAAAAAACAGCAGUUCCAGCUCAGUUGAAAGCUGUGCUGGUGAAAAAAGUCCUCCCGGGCCAGCCUCUAAGAGGGCACGCACAGCAUAUACCAGUGCCCAAUUGGUGGAACUGGAGAAGGAGUUUCACUUUAAUCGCUACCUUUGCAGGCCCCGGAGAGUCGAAAUGGCCAACCUGUUAAACCUCACUGAAAGACAGAUUAAAAUCUGGUUCCAGAAUCGUAGAAUGAAGUACAAGAAGGAUCAGAAGGCAAAAGGCAUGCUAACUUCCUCUGGAGGACAGUCACCCAGCAGAAGCCCCAUCCCACCACCAUCUGUAGGAUUAUAUGCAAAUUCCAUGCAUUCCUUGGCAAGCAAUGCUCCGUAUGACCAACAUUCACCUACGUCCUUUAACAAACCUCAUCAAAACACCUAUGGAAUUCCUACGUCUUACCCUGCACCCCUCAACAAUUGCCCACCUCCACAGAAGAGGUAUGCUGGGACGGCUGCUGUGACACCCGAAUAUGAAACACAUCCUCUUCAAGGCAAUGGAGGAUAUGGGACUCCUCAUUUACAGGGUAGCCCAGUGUAUGUUGGGGGAAACUUUGUGGAAUCCAUGUCUAGCUCUGGGCCUUCCCUUUUCAGCUUAACCCACCUUGGUCACCCUCCUUCUGGAAACAUGGACUACAGUGGUGCUGGACCAAUGACCAGCAACCAUCACCAUGGACCUUGUGAUCCACAUCCUACAUACACAGACCUUUCUUCACACCAUCCAUCUCAGGGAAGAAUUCAGGAAGCCCCCAAACUGACUCAUCUGUAAUGGACCAGUUAGCUGUGGUGAACUAUCACUUUCUCAUGGGUUUAUGUCAUGUUACCUUCGAUUCUCCCCUCCCCCACUCUUGUUUUUCUUUAGUAUCAACCUCUAUGGUUCAUAUGUAAUGUUGUACCUAUCGACAACCCUUGCUUGCAUUGCUCUAUCUCUGUUAGUGGUUGUUUAUCUUCAUGGACUCCAGCCUUAGCAUUCAUUAGUAGAAGUGAAAUACUAAGGCUCACAGAACUUUGCAUAUAAUCUUCUACUCUUAUGGAACAGGGUAUAUGAACAAAUUUUCUAAAAAUUACUUAAAUGUGAAUUUGUUCGUGCUUUAUUUUUCCUUUUGAGGAACAGUAAAAUAGUUUAUAUUGCACUUCUUUACAUUGAAUGGUUAAAACAAGAUCAAAGCGCUCGAACAGAGCAAAUAAGAGUACUUGUACGUCUUUCAGUAUGUGUGUAUGCUGGUGAACAUUCAAAUUUAUUUAUUUGCUCUCGCAAAGGAGAAUAUUCUAAGUGUUUAAAGUAUUAUUUAUCCCCAUUGACGCAUAUUUAUAAAGAGAACUGUACAUUGACUAUUUACUUGGUUCUGUUCAGCCUUGUGUUUAAGUCAUGGUAAAUAUAUGUUUGUUUGUUUUUUUAAAAAAUCAUGUAAAAUACACAGAAAAGUAGUUUUCUUUUAGUAAUGUAUUCCUGGAAAAUGCAACUUGGUCAAUCGUGGGAAUAAUGCCAAGAGAAAGGACAUAGUCUGUAACUGUAGUAUUCUUAAAAUGGAACACAAAAUUGCCACAAUUUUGUUUUAGGUAUACAUUCCAUGCUGCAAAUGAGAUAUCCAUGGAACAGCUAGUUCUGACGAAUAAAUUUUUUUUGGUCAGCAAUAUGGUGUUGCUUGUGUUAACUAAAAUGAGAUAUACGCAUUUUUUCAAGCAUUUGCAAGAAUAUAACACCAUGCAGCAAGAAAUAGCAAAGCACAUAGCUCAGUAGUCAGUCUUCCUUUGUGUUAUGUUGGCUCUGUGGUGCUUCAACCCCCGCACUGAAAGAUCAUCCAUUAUCAUGUGGCUUGCAAAUGUCUCCCAAUGCUGCAUUUAUUUAGUCCAAAACGGAAAGCGACACAUUUCUCCCUUGCACAAAGAAUGAAACGACUCUACUGGCUUCAAAUUUGUUUGUUUAUUGGUUUGACCAAAGUAUAUGUGGUUCAUAAGGAUUACAGAUAUUACAGCGGGUGAAAAUAUUUCACCAGCGCUUAGAAACAUUGCCAUUGCCGCCUGGUUCGAUUCCCAAAUAAUCCUGGACAUGCGAAGGGAGAGAGAGAGAGAAAAAAAACGUCAGGAUUCAUAAAUGCUUCCUUUUAAAUAUCCGCCCCCCAUCCCCCCACCAAAAAAUGCCUACUAUUCAUAUUACAAAAACACGGGAAACGCUAUAGAAAUUAUUUCAUUGAUUUUAAUUGUUAUACAAACUAAUCACGGUUUUGCUUAGCUUUUUUUAAAGGAGAAAAUUCAUUAUAAAUAAAUUCAGUUCUACGUGUUUAUAUUUCCAUAGAUGUAACGCAUAUCCUUCGCAUCCAGUGAUAUAAUAUUAAUUACGGGUGAGAAAACGUUAAUGUUCUGGUCAUUCGACUCUUGUGUGUUUUAAUACUUUAUACAUUUCACAUCAAAUUUGCUCUUCAAUAUGUUCUUUAAAUAUUAAAAUGUUUUUUGUAAAAAAAAGUCAUCAAUCGAAAAGUAUUUUCAAGAUUUCUUUUAAUUCUUAUAUCUAGUGCUAAAAACUGUAUAAAUUUAGUUUUAAAUCCAUAUGUUCCGCUCCAGCAACUGUUUUGUUUUAAAAAAAUCAAAAUGAACUACUCUGUUGUAAAGAUAAUGUGCCUUUACGCGAAUUAUUUAUUUACCAAACAAUUUUUUUUAUGUUUUGCCAUUAGCUGGCACGGACAUUGAUUCAUUUAUUCCAAUUAGUAAACAGGCCAGGGACAUAAAAUAUGGAUGUUUAGAGGUUUUAUUAUUGUCCACCAAAAGUUGCUCAUCGAUUUUCUUUAAUUGCGGGCUAAGAUAAGGAAGAAAAAAGGCGUUAUUUUUUCAAAAAGCUGAAGAGAAUUUCCGAGUUGUAGAGUCUUAAGCGUGCAGAAAGCAGACGCCAUGUCGUCGGCAUGCUCACUAUCAGAGCUUCCCAAAGGACAAGCUGUCCAAUUUAUCUUCCUCUCCAAAAUACAUAGGAGACUUUCUUCACUCAGCUAGCAAAGCUUUAAAUGUGAUACAACUCCGCUGUAUAUUUACCAACUGGAAGGAUGUUAGCUAACAAUAGAAUAUAUACUGCACUUAUAUCAUCCUAUCCUGAUUAAAAAAAAUACAAAUUCCGCAAGUUCAAAUUGAACACAAUUAUUUUGGUGAGUUUUUAGGGGCCGGGGUCAACCUUUUUUUCCAUGCAUGUAAUAAAUUAUAUGUGCUGUAAACGACAGCAUAUUUUAAGGAGGUCUGUUUUUUUAGACGAGACAACGAUUUCCGUGGUUUUGCAAAAAGGGUUAAUAAUGUAAUAUUAAAACCAAAUCAAAUUAUUAUGACACGCUUGCUGGGUUUCCAAAUGUUUAUUUCAACGAAAAUGAGAGAAAUUUAAAAAAUAUAUUUCAAGUUGGAGUCAGUAAGCCUAAUUAUUUCAGGUUGUUUGCGAGAAUAUUUUGUUUUUGAAAGCACAGAAUUUGGCCGUGGUGCAUUCUCGGGAAUAUAUAUAUAUAUAUAUAGAUGUAGUUAUGGAUUUCUCCUCGGAAUGUAUGAAAUAUCUGUUUAGAAAAUAGUGCAAUGUAUCCACUGAAUAGUUAGUUAUUUUACAACUACUUAAAAUUAUUAAGAGGAUAUUUCUCGCAAAUAUGGUUUGCAGAUCCGAAGCAUUCCCCGAACUCGGCAGGAUGUUUUUUUGUUUUGUAAACCUAACAAAUACCAAGGACAUAAACAAAAUUAACAUUUUAA
Callorhinchus milii (elephant shark) is the source of this 5111-nucleotide messenger RNA. RefSeq names its product homeobox protein Hox-A3. Gene Ontology annotation, biological process: regulation of transcription by RNA polymerase II. The transcript has 8 exons. Gene Ontology annotation, cellular component: nucleus. Bases 940 to 2169 code for a protein of 409 amino acids. Lineage: Eukaryota; Metazoa; Chordata; Chondrichthyes; Chimaeriformes; Callorhinchidae. Gene Ontology annotation, molecular function: RNA polymerase II cis-regulatory region sequence-specific DNA binding; DNA-binding transcription factor activity, RNA polymerase II-specific. The record is from RefSeq and is a predicted model, not a curated record.